UGACUGUUAAGCAAAAUGUUAACAAUUAUACAUUUCUUAGAUGAAGGUAAACCAAUCGACGCAACCCAGGAAAUGCUAGCGUUGGGUGCGUGCAACGUCGUAUCGGCUUUCGUUUCGUCCAUGCCUGUCAGUGGCGGCCUUAGCCGUGGAGCGGUGAACCAUUCGUCCGGAGUGAAGACUACACUCGGCGGGAUCUACACUGGUCUUCUAGUACUCAUUUCACUUCAGUUCCUUACACCGUAUCUGUAUUUUAUUCCUAAUGCCGCUCUCGCAGCGAUCAUCAUCGCUGCAGUCAUCUUCAUGGUGGAGCUACACGUCAUCAAGCCCAUAUGGCGAACUAAAAAAAUUGAUCUCAUACCAGCAGUAGCCACAUUUUUAUGCUGUCUUUUCAUAAGACUCGAACUCGGUAUAGUGAUUGGUAUCGGUAUAAACGUCCUGUUCCUACUUUAUGCUUCGGCAAGGCCGUCGUUACGAGUUCACAAAGAUACGAGUAUAAACGGGUGUGAGUAUCUCGUCAUAACGCCUGACAGAAGUCUUGUUUUUCCGAGUGUUGAGUACGUGCGAGCUGUAAUUAGUAAGCAGGGUACGAGGCAAGGAAUCGCAGUACCUGUCGUCAUAGAUUCUACGCAUAUUCAAGCAGCAGAUUUUACGGCCGCAAAAGGUGUGAAGAAUUUAACGGAGGAUUUCUCUAAACGUGGACAGCCCUUAAUCUUUCAUAAUCUAAAGCCGAGCGUCAUCGAAAUUUUCAAGGGCGUGAAACCUUCCGGUUUAAGGUGUAGUUCGAACGAACUCGAACUUGACGACUGCCUCAAAGAAUUUUCCAACAUUCUAACAACUACUACGAACAGGUAUUGACAUUGCUUAUAUUAGAUAUUCAUGGAAAUUCCGUCCUGCAACUACUCUCUUUUACCUUAUAAGCAUCGGUAUUAUAUCAUGACGAACGAUAAUAUAGACAGUAAUACUAUAAGCAGAGUACCUAACGUCUCUAGUAAUUAUUUAAAAAUAUUAUAUAUAGUACAGUAAAUAUCAAAUACAUACGAAAAAUGUAAUUUGAAGAAAAUUCGUAAUACACCGAUGUUGUAUUGAAGAAAAUUAUUCAAAUAUGAUUAUACUUGAAACAAAAUUAAUUAAACUCAAUCACAGUCCGCACUUCUAGUUUCAUGUCAUACAUAUCUGCAUCUAUAUUUGCGACUUAAAUGAAAAAAGUGUAAAUCAUUUUGUAAAACACCAUUUUAUUUUAACGGCAGAACUUUUGGAUUAAUUUUUAUUGUGUACGUAGCUAGUAAAGUGAAGAUAGGCAUUCAGUGGUUUCAUGCGUUCAGUUGAUUUAGUUUUAGUUACAGUAUAAUAAUUGUACAUAAUAUGCAUAAGUAUUAAUGUAAGUAUACAUAUAGUAUACAGAGUGUUUCUUAAUAUGUGAGCAUUUUUUGGAGGAUUAAGAGCCUGACACCAGUACGAAUCGAAAAGUCUCUUACCAAUUUGCGAAUUGCAGCUUCGUUAUCAAGAUAUAAGUAGUAGAAAUUUGCAGGUGUGACUUCCGGCAAGCGAUGUGAAGCCCGAUCAGCUGUUCGUGCAGCCACGCAUGUAUAUCCAUUGACACAGGAAAAAUAGCAACCUCACUGCUUGAAAAUGACCUGUGAGUCUCUAGACCAGGUAGUACGAGGUCAUUGGCCUGUUUGCGGGCUCUUAGAUCAUUUUCCAACAGUGAAUGUGCAUCAGUGACUGUUUCACCUGUGUAUGUAAAUACAUGUUGCGGACGCGCCGGAAGCAAACUGCUUAUAUCUCGACAACGAAGCCGUAGUUCGCAAAUUGGUAAACGACUUUUCGAUUUGCAUUUAUGUAAAGAUAUGAUUCUCAAAAAGGUCCCAUAUAUAUGGAAACACCCUGUAUAUACAUAUUAUAUAAGUAUGCUAUUGUUAUGUAGGAUAUUACGUUUAUCUUGACCACCUUAAUAUCUACAUUACCAACAAUGGUAUGAAAAACUUUAGCAGAAAGAAAUUCUAUGUUUUGAAGAAAUAUAUAACUAUUUCUUUUCCUGAGAUUAUUUCUAUAUGUGUUUUCAAAAUCAUUAACUAGUAAUAAGAUGUUAUCAUAUUAAUGUUGCAAAUCAAGAAUGAAAUCGACCUUCAAACGACCAAAAGUAAGAAAAUAAACAAAGUUGGAAAUUUUGUAUCUUUUUCAUUAGCUUCGACAAGUUUUCAAAUUCAAUAAACUAAAGAUUUUCUGAUAUUUUUCUAUCACUAUAGAAUGACAGUAAGAAAUCCAUGUAAAAUUCGUAUUUGUAUGUCCUCCGGUCUUGCAAAGGUAAAAUUAAGCGAAAAUCAAAAUUGUACAAGGUUGCUAUUUUCCUCUGUAUAUAAUAAUUUCCUAACCUUCAGGUCAUUUGAAGAUCAACAUAUUUUUUACAAUUUGUCUUUUUAUUACCUAUAUUAAUAAAAGCACAAUGAUAUGAAUAUCAGUACUAUAAAAAAGCGAUAUCAAUAA
Hylaeus anthracinus is the source of this 2484-nucleotide messenger RNA. RefSeq names its product sodium-independent sulfate anion transporter-like. The record is from RefSeq and is a predicted model, not a curated record. Gene Ontology annotation, molecular function: sulfate transmembrane transporter activity. Lineage: Eukaryota; Metazoa; Arthropoda; Insecta; Hymenoptera; Colletidae. The transcript has 5 exons. Gene Ontology annotation, biological process: transmembrane transport. Bases 16 to 855 code for a protein of 279 amino acids. Gene Ontology annotation, cellular component: membrane.